AUGGAGUUGCUUGGUAUACAGGAAGAGCAGGCGUGUAGGGGGCCAGUGCUAACGGGUACAUACCAGGAGCCAAAUGUCACUGCCACAAGUUGGACGCACGUCCCCGGCAGCCUCGAAGACAUCGACGUCGGCACAGACAUCGUCGUCGGCCUCAACAGCCUGUAUGCGCCUUUUUACAGAAAGAAUAUCACACGCGAAAAUCCUACAGGGACGAGCUGGGUCCAACUGGACGGUCAUUUCAAAUACCUGACUGCGACACCUCAUGGCGCCAUCUGGGGACUUGAUGAAGAUUAUUCGUUAAGGUGUUUUUUUUUUUUUUUUGGCAGAUGUAGGAAAUCCACUUGUCAGUUGUCUGCUCCUCAUUCUGGUAUUUGUCAAGGAGCCUCACCAUCUGUCAAACUAAGUCACCUUACUUGGUAUCGAAGGUGGCCUAUCUGGUUCCGGGAUGGAAUUAGCUUGGACAAUCCAGGGGGAACUGGUUGGCAGAAGGUUGAUGGGCGCUUCCACCAGAUUUCUGCAGGACCGUCUGGCGUGUGGACAGUCGACUUCAACGAAAUUUAUUACCGAGAGGGAACCUAUGGGGGAAACAUCACUAUGGGCAGUGGAUGGACCAAAGUAGAUGGAAAUCUUAGGUACGUCGCUUCCGGUUCAGAUGUUGUGGUUGCUGUGAACGGGUGGAAGCAGCUCUUACGCAGAACUGGAAUCAGUGAAACAAAUCCCACAGGAGAUCAAUGGGUGCCCAUGGAUGGACAACUGUACAGGAUUGACGAGUAUGGCGGUACUAUGUGGGGGGUUACGACAAGAUGGAAUACCUUUACAUCGCCCACCAACUAACACGUCACCAUAAGCAACAACCUCUUGAUUCUGUUUUCGAUGGUUGCAAUUUCAAAAUAAAAUCUGAAACUUCGGCUUUUAACAAUAAAAAGUUAUUUUAUCUGAGAUAG
Molecule: messenger RNA, 944 nt
Organism: Pomacea canaliculata
Lineage: Eukaryota; Metazoa; Mollusca; Gastropoda; Architaenioglossa; Ampullariidae
Product: lectin L6-like
Exons: 6
Coding region: 1-834 (277 amino acids)
Source: RefSeq, a predicted model, not a curated record